AUGGCCACGGAAGAGAACAAGGUUGCUCUUACCGAGGAGAAAAUCGAGGCCAUCAACGACACCGCAGGAAAUCACAUCGACCCUGUCGCAGAAAAGAAACUGCUUCGAAAACUCGAUAUCCGCGUCCUACCACCCCUCUUUGUGCUCUUCCUCCUAGCUUUCCUUGACAGGUCCAACAUCGGAAAUGCGAAAAUCCAAGGUCUGACGACCGAUCUCAAAAUGGUGGGGUCAGAUUAUAACAUUGCACUCUUCGUCUUCUUUAUCCCCUACAUCCUUUUUGAGGUUCCCAGCAACUUGAUCUUGAAGAAAAUGGCUCCGUCAACCUGGCUGAGCUCCAUCAUGGUGCUGUGGGGAAUCUGCACCCUGGGACAAGGCUUGGUCAGGAACUUUGGAAGCCUGGUAGCACUUCGUGUGCUUAUAGGUCUCUUCGAAGCUGGACUGUUUCCUGGAUGCAUGUACCUCAUCUCCAUGUACUACAAGCGCUACGAGCUUCAAUGGCGCUUCACUCUUUUCUUCACUGCCAGUAUCAUAGCUGGAGGCUUCGGUGGCCUCUUCGCCUUCGCUCUGGCCAAAAUGAAUGGUAUCGGCGGCUAUGCAGGUUGGAGGUGGAUUUUUCUAAUUGAAGGAAUCUUGACCAUUGUGCUGGGCGUCAUCUCGAAAUUCUGGGUUCCAGACUGGCCCGAAACCGCGAAGUUUCUUAGCGAGGAUGAACGCGCCCUUCUUAUCGCCCGUCUCUCAGCCGACACUGGUCCGGCCACCAUGAACCACCUCGAUAAACGCGCAACACGCCGCAUCUUCUCCGACGUCAAGAUAUACCUCGGCACAAUCAUGUAUUUUGGCAUCGUAAACACGGGCUAUGCGGGCUCUUUCUUUAUCCCGACCAUCAUCAAAGAGCUGGGCUAUACAUCUUCUGCCGCACAAGUGCGAUCCAUACCCAUUUUCGUUGUUGCUACGGUCACAGCAGUUGUCGCUUCGUGGAUGUCGGACCGUUUCCGGCAUAGGUUCUGGUUCUGCAUAGGCGGCCUCGUGGUUGCAUCCGUGGGAUACAUCCUGCUGCUGUGUGGAGCUACGUUGGGUGCAGGCGUGAAAUACUUUGCGCUUUUCCUUAUUGUCCCGGGAGGUUAUAUUACACAGCCCAUCGUUUUGGUCUGGGUGGCGAAUUUGAUGUCCGGGCACUACAAGCGGUCCGUUUCGUCUGCUGUUCAAGUGGGACUCGGUAAUAUCGGUGGAAUCGUCGCGUCGAAUGUAUUCUUUGAAAGCGAGGCAAAAAACGCGAGAUACCCGACAGGUUACGGAGUCAGUCUUGGAAUGCUGUGGAUCUGUGGGGCGGCAAGCAUGGUACUUUUCUUCUAUGUCAAGAAAGAGAAUAAGAAGAGGACGAGGGGCGAGAGGGAUCACAGGUUGGAAGGGGACGACUGUGAGAAUCUGGGAGACGACCACCCGCACUUCAAGUUCACGACAUAG
Molecule: messenger RNA, 1464 nt
Organism: Didymosphaeria variabile
Lineage: Eukaryota; Fungi; Ascomycota; Dothideomycetes; Pleosporales; Didymosphaeriaceae
Exons: 4
Coding region: 1-1464 (487 amino acids)
Biological process (GO): transmembrane transport
Cellular component (GO): membrane
Molecular function (GO): transmembrane transporter activity
Source: RefSeq, a predicted model, not a curated record